Cryptotermes secundus is the source of this 3430-nucleotide messenger RNA. RefSeq names its product ATPase H(+)-transporting accessory protein 2 (gene ATP6AP2). The coding region runs from base 85 to 1077 and encodes 330 amino acids. The record is from RefSeq and is a predicted model, not a curated record. Gene Ontology annotation, molecular function: signaling receptor activity. NCBI's taxonomy places the organism in Eukaryota, Metazoa, Arthropoda, Insecta, Blattodea, Kalotermitidae. The transcript has 8 exons. Gene Ontology annotation, cellular component: external side of plasma membrane; membrane. Gene Ontology annotation, biological process: positive regulation of Wnt signaling pathway.
UCGAUAUAUAUGCGUGAGAAUCAUAUGUGAUCAUAUGAUCAUACCUUUAGAUUAAAGUGAUAUUGGAAAGUGAAUGAUAUUAGUAUGAAAAUGUUGAAAAUAUUCGUAUGCUUAGCAGCAGCAAUUGUGGCAGUGUCUGGAGCUGGUGAACUCAUUAUUCUCCACUCGCCAAGUUCAGUGGAGUUCAGCAGCCAGAAACAAGUAGCUGAGAGCUUAGUGAAGGAGAUAUUUUCAGUCUGCCUGGGAUUCACAGUGACAAAGCAUAGUGACUGGCCAGGAUUAUCUGUGUCAAAUCCUUUCUCCUUUGCUGAAGCAGCAGUUGUGGUGGUAGUUGAUGGGGUGUCCAGCCUCGGAUUGAAGGAGGGUCACCACUAUCCACUCAUCACAGAUGAGGAUGAAUCUGUGAUCUGGCAGUCUAUGCAUGAUCGUAUCUUGAGCCGUUACCCAGGCCAGAAUGCCACGUUACUGAGGAUGGAUCUUGCAGAGGAGGGAAAGCCAUAUCAUAGUUUGUUUGGUGAUUCUGAGGGUACCCACACAAACUGGACUGUCAGCUACUUGGACCCAACUGUGUCCGAAGAUAAACAGUUCCUUGAUGAAAUGAGGGUACUCAGCAACAUUUCAAAAUUGGUGGAGUCUGGACUUGUAUACAGGGAUGGCGUGCCUGAUGUCUACUGGAAAGUGGUGCGCUCAUUGCACCCUGUCAUUGAUUUACAUGGUCCUGAUUCUGGGGCUGCCAAAGAAGCGAAGCAAAUUCUCCAAAAUGUGAUACACAUCAUCAAGAAAGCUUAUGUUGCUGCCUACCAGAGCCGGGUUCUUGUUGCCGUGAUCAGCAGUGAUGUUAGUCACACACGAAGGACUCGCAGCCUCAUGGCAGAAACAGAGAAUCAGCAGUCAGACAUGAAUCUCGCCCCAGAGUACAGCGCAGAGUACCCAGUUAUCUUCAACAUCAUGCUUUGGUUCAGCAUUGCUUUUACAUUUUCUCUUCUUGCAAUUUCAUUGUUCAUUGCUGACAUGGAUCCAGGACGUGACUCCAUCAUCUACCGCAUGACAAGUACCCGUAUGAAGAAGGACAACUAGAUUUGAGUUCACAUUCCUGUGUUGUGCGUUGUUUCCAGUGUUCAGUAUGUUACAUGACGUGUCUUGUUUUCAUAAAUUGUAAAUGUGUCACAGAAAUUGUUAUCUGAUAAGAAGAAAAUGGACUGAUUGUUUCAUAUUGAUAUCAAAUACCUUCAAAAAGGAAGGUUUCUGUGGUUUUAAGUUGCUGAUACAGAUUGUAAGGUUCUCUGGUACGUGGAGUAGCUUCCCCUAGUUAGACCAUUGUUCUAGCAAGUAGGCCAUCUUUCUUUCUUAGUGUAUUUUCAUGGGGCUGUUCAGAAAGUGAGCUGUUAAGAAAGCAAGCAAUGACAAAAAAUUAUUAUAUACACGAAAUAUGUACGUACUUAAGCGACUUCUCAACAUAGUCACCACCAGAACUCAGGCACUUGUCAUAUCGGGGAAUAAGGUAUUAUAUGCCUCUUUCAGAGAAGUCUGCCACCUGUGAGCUCAGCCACGUUUUGUAUUACAAAACAAAAGAAAAAGUAUGAGGCCAUUCAGAACAAAAGGCAUGGAAUGCUGACAUCUGGUGUAGUGCUCCUCCAUGGCAAUGUGUGUCUGCAUAGAGCUGCUCACAUUCAAGCACUGCUGGAGCAUUUCAAGUGAGAGUUGCUUGACUGCUCAUGUUAUAGCCCAGAUCUCACUGACUACCACCUGUUUACCUACCUGAAGAACUGGUUGGGAUCACAGUGCUUCAUCAGUAAGGAGGAGUUGAUGGAAGGUGUUAGAACGUAUGUGGCUGAGCUCACAGGCAGCAGAAUUUUUUGACCCAGGCAUACAAAAACUUAUUUCUCGAUACAAGUGUCUCAUUUCUGGCAAUGACUACGUUGACAAGUAGCUUAAGUAUGUACAUAUUUUUUGUGUAUACUACUUUUUCUUGUUUCUUGCCUGUUUUAUUUACAGCUCACCAGAGGUUACUUUCCGAAUAGCCCUCAUAAAUAAUGCGUAAUGGUAGAGUGAGCAUAUGUUAACUGUUUGAGCUCUGUGCUGAGUUGUUUGUAUGUAUGCUUAUACCAAGAAUAUGCCUGUCAGUGGCAUGUUGAACUUCCAGAUCGUGUCAAAGAAGGUUCAGAUUUGACCCAAAUGGCACCACACACAUUCCAGUUCCCAUUAGUAGGGAGCAGCAGAUAUUGCAUUAGUGUGACAGAUUAGGCAGUGUGAGCUGGAUCCUGCCAUAGUGGCAUGUCACAUGGACCUUUACCCAGGUCUGCACAGAUUCAGGAUGCUGGGUUGCCAUCAUGCCUGCAGGAUUCCUGAUGGCAAUCUUGAAUUUCUUCUCUUAUAUUAGUACUAAUACAUGACCUCUCAGAGAUAACACACAAAAUAAUUUCUUUCUUCCUUCAUAUCUAUCUCCUUCCCUCUUUCGCCAUUUUUGCUUUUCAAGUCCCUUUACCCUUAUUGCUUUCUGAAUCAUUUCACCCUUAUUGCUAUCUCAACACUUUUAUUUGUCCAUCCUAUUGAAAUCCUUGGAUCCUACCAGCAGAUGGGGUAGAUAGAUUGGGAUUUUCCCUCUAGCCUAGUAAUGAUGUGUUGCAUGUCUCUGAGCGUGACAGGAACUGGCUGUUAUUCAUAUGUAGGUGUUUCAUUAUCCUUUUGUUAAUAAAAAGAAGCAAAUUUCUAGCCCAAAGUAUCUUGUUCUUUCUUCUAGCUCCUAAUUUUUUUGAGGUGGCUUCUAGAUUAUAUCAAAUUUGUGCAGGUCUGGCUUUACCUUUGGUGAUGUAAAGGAUUAAGCAUUUUAUGCUCACAAACCUCAGUCUUCACCUGAUCCCUUUACCAGGGAUCAUUCUUGAUUUAUCUUAUCGGAAAUGAUAAAAUGUGACACACUUCCGAAAUGGAUCCAAUUACACCUUAUUGAGGGGAGGCCAGAUAGGUUUGGUUAAGGCUGUGCUUGGAGACAUUGAUUCACACAAACAGACCUUCCAGGUCCAUACAUUGGGAAGACAUGAGAUGUAAACCGACAUAUGAUAAAUAUUUGAGAUCAUUGUGAGGGAGAGAGAAACAUUGAUCCUUUAUUAAAAAAAAUAUGAAAUACAUUCUAACAUUGCAGCAAGGUCAGGAAUUUUGUGUUAUCCAUGUUUUAGUCUUGUAGUUUUAUAUGUGUUGGGGGGGAGGGGGCAGGGUCUUGGUCAUUUGAAAGCAACAAAUAUAAAUUGUAUAAUCUUGUAGCUUGCAUCCUGUGGUAAAUUAACUUCAUAAUUGCAGUAUUUGUUUGAAUGUAGUUGUAUAUUGUUCAGUUGUAAAUAUUCAUUGUUCAUAGUAUCAGUCUGUAGAUAUUCUGUACAAUAAUGUAAAUAUUUAGUUACUCAAAUAAAACACUUGAACAGAUUGUUUUCUUGUU